This is a messenger RNA of Neltuma alba, 2784 nucleotides long. Its product is annotated as two-component response regulator-like APRR2. Gene Ontology annotation, molecular function: DNA-binding transcription factor activity; transcription cis-regulatory region binding. Gene Ontology annotation, cellular component: nucleus. The coding region runs from base 279 to 1895 and encodes 538 amino acids. The record is from RefSeq and is a predicted model, not a curated record. Gene Ontology annotation, biological process: positive regulation of DNA-templated transcription; phosphorelay signal transduction system. The transcript has 12 exons. Lineage: Eukaryota; Viridiplantae; Streptophyta; Magnoliopsida; Fabales; Fabaceae.
UUGUACAGCAGUCGCCCAUAUCAUUCACGGACCGCACUGAACCCCCUUUCCUUCCUUCUCCUCUAUCUACUUCCCAUGAAACAACGCCAGAAAGAACAAUGAACUGCUUCAUUUUUCUUUGACCUUCCAAGUUGCAUUUUCUUUUCAGCCAAGAAUACGGUCUAGUUUACUGGAUCAAACUGGUGAUCUGGCGGGUUCUUGCAGAACAAAUUGGAUGUAGAUAAGCAUUAGUGAUCUGUGACUUCUGUAGGCGACAGAGGAACGAUGCUAAGCCAGCUAUGGUUUGCACUGCUAGGGAUAUACAGGAGUGGAAAGAUUUUCCAAAGGGACUUAGGGUUCUUCUCCUUGAUGGAGACAGAAGUUCUGCUUCGGAGAUAGCAACAAAGCUGGAGGCCAUGGACUAUAUCGUCUCUACAUUCUGUGAUGAGAAUGAAGCCUUGUCAGCAGUCUCCAGCAAACCUGAAGGCUUCCAUGUUGCCAUAGUGGAGGUCAGUACCAGCAGCCUGGGAAGUUUCAAAAUUCUUGAGUAUGCCAAAGACUUGCCUACCAUCAUGACUUCAGACAAUCACUGCUUGAGCACCAUGAUGAAGUGUGUAGCGCUUGGUGCAGUUGAGUUCCUAAACAAACCACUCUCCGAGGAAAAACUCAGGAAUAUCUGGCAGCAUGUUGUUCACAAGGCGUUCAACACUGGGACAAGUGUCCUGCCUAAAUCACUAGAAACUGUCAAAGAAUCUGUGGUAUUGCAGCUUCAAACAGACAGUGGGGAGCAUGGAAGUUUAAAUUUAGAGGAGUCUAGGUUCAGUGAUGAUGAUCAUGAGCAGUCUGCAGGAAGUGAAAAGUACCCUGCUCCUUCAACUCCACAACUAAAACAGGGGGCAAGGUUAAUGGACGACGGAGAUUGCCAAGAACAAACUAAUUGUUCAGCAGAAAAAGAAAGUGAGGACCAUGAUGGGGAAUCUAAAUUUGUCGAAACUACAUGUGGGACUUUGAAUGCCAACGGUACUUGUCAACCAGUGAAACCUGAAAAGGCACUGAACAUGGAGGAUGAGAACCUUGCAAAUGAUUCUAAGAGUGAGAAAGUUGUUUCUCCAUCUGUACAUGAUAGUGUUCUCAGCAACAUUGAAGGUGACACUGUAUCUCCAAAUAAACCAGGUGUUAAUAGUGAUUCCCGUCAAAUCAAAACUAAGAAGAAGGUAGACUGGACGCCUCAACUGCACAAGAAGUUUGUGAAGGCAGUGGAAAAAUUAGGGGUUGAUCAAGCAAUUCCUUCUCGAAUACUGGAGCUCAUGAAUGUGGAGGGCUUGACAAGGCAUAAUGUGGCAAGUCAUCUUCAGAAAUAUAGAAUGCAGAGGAGGCAAAUCUUGCCAAAGGAAGAUCGAAGAUGGGUACAAAGACCAGUUAUGGCUUUCCCUCCAUAUUAUUCUAACUGCACCCCAUCACCAGCUCAUGUGUAUCCUAUCUGGGGACAAUCUGGCAGUCAACCAGCCAGUAUGCAUGCUUGGGGCCCACUGGGUUAUCCCCCAUUUCAUCCUACUGAAAGUUGGCACUGGAAGCCAUAUCAUACGAUGCAUGCUGAUGCAUGGGGUUGCCCAGUGUUGCCAGCUUCUCAAGCUCCUUGUAUUUCGCUCUCUCAAAAUAUACCUGGAUGGGAUAAUGCUAAUGCAGUUAAUUGUAGUGCUAGCAAGUUAGGGAAUUCCUGCGAAUAUCAUGUGGCAGAAGAUGUUGUUGACAAGACAGUGAAGGAGGCAAUUAGCAAGCCAUGGCUACCAAUGCCACUAGGCCUCAAACCCCCUUCCAUUGAUUGCGUGUUGGCUGAGCUCUCUAGGCAAGGCAUUUCCACCAUCCCUCCUUGUUCCAGGCAUGCUAAACCAGAACCAGAACCCAAACCCCAGUGACCUCCGAUGGGAGACCCACGUCUCUUACGAUCAGCCAGUGCCCUUAUUAACAACUACAAAGCAACCUUCUGGUACAUGCCAAUCAGAACAACGCUCUGCUUCAAUUUAUUUUUUGAGGAAACUUUAUUUUGGUUGUCCAUGAAGAGGCGCACUUUUAAUUUUGCCAUUCAUAGGUCGGAUCUUCUAAAUUAAUUUCUCAAUUAUUACCCUGUUUUCAAUGUCAUAACUUCCAGUUUUUCUCUAUCCAAAAAUUAUGCCAAGCCUAAACAGAUUGCUUACUCUGAGUUAACAGUACCAAAUUGGCUGUUACUGUUCAAGCCAACCCAUCUCUUUUGGUUUGGCAUUAAUUUUUAGAUAAAAAUAAGAGACGACAACAUUGGAAGCACUGGAAUGAUUGAGGGUUUAAUUUAAACUUUGACUUAUGAAGAAUUAAGUUGAAAUAGCAUGUACCUAUCAGCAAUCAAGAUAAGGUUUUCCUCCUGUUCUUUUCACACCCCAAAAUCUGUCAGAAUUCAAAUAGCAGAUUAGUUGGAAGUUUUGGACCAUUUACACACCACCGACCACUCAUUGAUGCCAUCCAUAUCACUUUUUGGUGCAAAGUGCAGGACAGCCAAUAGGCGACAUGGUUGGGUGAGUAAUGGCCAUGUAAUAAAUGAUGAUACUUUGUGCUAACUUUUCUGGUUGUAAAGAGAUAGAUAUGUAGAUAGGAAGAUGCUAUUGCAUCAAACUCUUGAUGAUGCUCUGGUCGGGUUUGUGGGUUGUAAAUGCCCAACUUUUUUGGGGCAUAAAGUCUGUUCUGAUUACUGGAAUGGAUCCUUUUUUGGAGUUGUUGGGUGGUGGGGUCUGUUGCAGACUUUUAAUAAUGGAAACCGUAAUGUUGCUAUGUGUA